AUGUCAGACUCCCCUCCCCAAAACACUCGCUCGUUCCUUCCCAACGACAAUCCGUGGUCCAACGAACGUUUCGGCCCGACUGCCAACAUGGUCAAUGCGGAAGGGGCGGCCUCAUCAAGUCACCAUCGAUCCCGCAGCAGAGGAGUCUCAUCAGCGCAGGAUAGGCGAGUCCUGGAAGACGUACCUGGCGACAUUCGUCGCAAUGUCCCGAUCUACACUGAGGACGAUGUUGACAGGUUCCUUCAGGCAAAUCAGUUCCACGGCAAGACAGUCGGACAAGUCGUUCAAAAUCAAAUCUCAAGAAUGUCCUCAGCGGAGAAACUCAAACCGGAUGGUUCGAACUUCAGCACGUGGGAGAUGUUCAUGCGUGAGCGGGUUCGUGAACUAUUCAGCGAUCCAUUAUGGUACUCGAAGGCAUGCACCGAUCAGUUUCAAGAGCAAGUAGGACGAUCGCUGCUCCUCGCGACGGUCGACACGGCACUUGUUCGUAAUCUCUUGAAGCAGAAGACAUGCCGAGACAUGUACCAUCAUCUGGCGUCUCGUUUCAACACGAUUAGCCGGGCCGAACAAAUGAUGACUUGGCAGAAGCUGACUGCCUUCAAGUUCUCCGAUUACAACAGUAGCUCGGAGGCGAUGGGGACACUGAUCGAGCUGUUGGACAACUUCGCGGAUCUUGAUCUCGAUCUCACACGGGAGACAAUCGGCGGACUGGUCCUUCAAUCGUCUAUCGAGGCAGGCUCGGAAUUGAGGCGAGAAGUCGAUCGCAGAGUUGAACAAGACAUGUGCAGCGGCAGCAGAACGAUGGCCAGGAAAGCGGUCACGCCGGAUCACAUCCUCAAACACAUCGACAUCUCUCGGAACCAUAUUGAGCUCAACUCCUCGAAGCCCGAUGUUUUUUCGGCGAAGCCCCAACUACCUCCCCCGCUUGCUAGCCUGUCUGACGAGAGUAAGGAGUACUACGAUCCUUCUCAGUGGCAGGACCAGAUCGGGCAAGUCAGUGGCUUGGCCACAUACGGGCUACAAUGCUGGAAUUGCAGAUCCUCCGAUCAUCUCCUCAGCAAGUGCCCUCACCCCAGGAGGCCAAAUUUCAACCGGCCACCCCAUAUGGUGAAACCAACUCCUCGUCAGUUUUUACCCGGCAGAGGAGGUCCACCAUUGACGACUCCAGGCAACUUUCAGGCAUGGUACCCCAUCGUGACGCCUCCUGGAUACGUGAAUCAAGGAUACCAGUCCCAUCCAAGUCCGUACUCCCCCCAGCCUCCUGGAUCAUCAGGCCCAGCCCUAGGAAGAAAGCCAGACUGGUACCGACCAGACUACAGGAAACAACAACAGCCUCAGUCAAGUCACAAACCGUCCCCUCGACCAUCAGCCAACCAAGUCGAACCAGAUGCCGCGGGUCCGCCAGAUCAACUUCAUCCGCCACACCAUCUUGACCACCAACAUCAGCAGCACCCGUCGCAUUAUGAACCACCCGUACAUCAACCUAGCCCCAUGGAACCUGUGACUCGGAUGAUCGAGAUUGGGAGGCUGGAUGAUGUGGACGAUGAUCAAUUCCAACCCAGGUUCCGACAACUCACCGUGGCGGAGGGAGAUGAACCAGUUCUAGACACAGGGGCCACCCAUCAUUUGACAGGCCAAAGGAGCGGGGAAUUUAUCAUUUCCGAGCCGGAAUGGGCAAAUGGUAACUUUUAG
Molecule: messenger RNA, 1692 nt
Organism: Puccinia graminis f. sp. tritici CRL 75-36-700-3
Lineage: Eukaryota; Fungi; Basidiomycota; Pucciniomycetes; Pucciniales; Pucciniaceae
Exons: 2
Coding region: 1-1692 (563 amino acids)
Source: RefSeq, a predicted model, not a curated record